GCCAUUCGCUGCUUGACAUGCGCGGUGGCGUUUGGGGGGAAAUCGAGCUAGCCAGCAUUUUUAAUUGACGAUACAUGUUCCGUUUUCAGCCCCUUGAUGAUGACUGCACCCUGGAGGAGGAGGAGGAGGGCUUGGUAGGGGAGGAAGAGGAAAUUGACCAGUUUAACGAUGACACAUUUGGUGCCGGAGCGAUCGACGAUGACUGGCAGGAGGAGCACGCCCGACUGGCGGAGCUGGAAGGGUUCCUGGGAGCUGGCGACGCGUCCUCCGCCCCUGUCCUCCCUCCUCCGCCUCAGAGCGUCCCUCUCCCUUCCUCGCUCCCCCUGCUUCCCUCGUCCUCCCUCUCUCCCCUCGGCUCGGAGGAGAAAGCCGGGGGCGACCUGGCCGAGUCGCUGGCUCACCUCAUCCUGGACUCGGAUCCCGCCAUCGCCGAAGUGGGCGCUGCCGAGCCAGACAGACCCCUCCACCCGAACGUGCCUCCCGGUCAGGCUUUGCCCCCAGGUUUGACUGGCAUGCCUCGCUCGCUGCUCAGCUACCAGCAACAUCAGCAGCUGAUGCACAGAGGGACGGGAUCACUGACGCAGAUGAACUCUCACAGUAUCUGGGAGAGCAGUAUGGUCUUCGGUCCUGUUAGUGUUAGUCCUUCUCUGGGCACUCACAUGGAGGACUCAACAAUACUGUCCAUCAUGAAAGAGCUUCCAACGCGCACUCCUCCAGUCGGCAGGGAGGAGGGGCGGGACCUGUCAGAAAGGGUCCCGCCUCCUCGUUCCUCCUCACCUGUGAUCGGAAGUCCACCGGUAAGGGCUGUACCCAUCGGAACGCCUCCUAAACAGCCAAUGGGCCACGUGCUCAAUCAGCAGAUCCACCAUCCUACCGCGGUGCAUGUGAGAGCACCGCUGCAGCACCGCUACCCUCCUCCCUUCCCCGAGCGCCUCUCCCCAAACACCCUCCUCAACAUCGCCAACGCUCCACUGUGCCGCCCGCCGUUCGGUCCAGGCGUAGCUCCGGUCUUGUCUCAAAUACAGAGAGCACAGCUGCUGAACUCUCAGGUAGGACCUUUUCCAAUGGGUCCCGGCCCCGCUCCUCCGAUGCUGGCAGGCGGCGCUGGAGGCUUCCGACCCUUUUUCGGGCAGCCGCCUCCUAGAGUGGGUCCGCACAUGCCUCACGGCCCUCAUCCUAACCACGGCCCUCCGCCCAACCACGCCCCCAUCCGGCACAACACUACCCACCUGCACCCGCAGCACCGCAGGAUGCUCACCCAGAGGAUGCAGAGUCGAGGGGAUCAUGGUGGCGGGAGAGGAGGCGUGGACCGGAGGAGCAGAGACCCCUAUAGUAAUCUAAUGACCCAAAGAGAGAAGGAGUGGGUGGCUCGUAUUCAGAUGAUGCAGCUCCAGAGCACUGACCCCUACCUGGACGAUUACUACUACCAGAAUUAUUACGAGAAGAUGGAGAAGCGGCAGGAGCGGGACCAUGACAGCAGCAGGAAGGAGCACACCACCAAACUCAUCACCCCUCAGGUGGCCAAGAUCGAGCACACCUAUCGACCAGUCCAGUUUGCUGGUUCGCUGGGUAAACUGACCGUCUCCAGCGUGAACAAUCCCAGGAAGAUGAUCGACGCAGUGGUGACGACUCGCUCUGAUGACGAGGAGAAGAGGGAGAAGCAGGUGUGGAACAAAAGACGGCAGGUCCUUUACACCGUGGAGAAGAUGUACAGCCUGCUCCUGGAGGUGCAGGACUUCGAGAAGAGGUUUCUGCAGACCCCCGAGGAGCAAAGAGAGCCGCUACUGGAGCAGCACAAGGCUAACACCGUGCAGCUCUACAGCUCUCUCCGAGAGAAAGAGUGGGACGACGGAGUGAGUGACGAACAGUGUCUGAUGAUCAUGUCGGUGCGUAAGGGGAAGCGCCUCGUCGCCAGGCUCCUCCCCUUCCUGUCUCCCUCUCAAGCUGCUGCCGUUCUCUUGGGAAUCGCUCGCAAUCUUCCAGCACUGGCCAAGAAGGACAAGCAGGAUCAGGUGCUUUGCUGGUUGGUGGAACCGCUGGCAGUCGUAGUUCAGUCCAUGUCCAGCUCGGCCCUGACCGAUCUCUUACAGGAGGUGCAGGGCGGCGAGGGCCACUUUCCCCGCGUGCUACAAAAUAAGGGCUGGAACUGGUGGGCGGACGCAUCAGAGGACCGAGCUGUUAGAAAAUACCGAGAAAGGGGCGCUCGGGUGACGCAGGAUAAUCCGCUAGCACACCAGCGCCGAGAUUCUGAGCUCCCGGGUUCAAAUCUUGCCUUUGCAACCAGUCGGCUGGGCGCCAUCUAGCAGGCACGAUCGGCUUCCAGUCUGCAGGGUGGGAAGGACCGGACUAAAAGGUGGGGUUAUCAACACUGUGCAAGGACCUUGGUUGGCCAGGGUGCCUGUACAGAAAGUGAGGAGCGCAGAGAUCGGGGCGUGGCUCUCUGCACGCGAAGACGACCCCUCACGAAAUGCACCGAAAUGUUGGAGGGAGUGUGUGUCGGGCGAACAGACACCCUCCUUGGACACCAUCGUGGGUCCCCGGCAGCGGAUUAGCUAGGCUAAAUUGGGAGAAAGAGGGGGUAAAAUGCUUAAAAAGAUACUCAAAAAAAGAAAAGCUUGCACUCUGUGGUCAAAAAAUGUGUGGACACCUGACCAUAAGUUUUUGCACCUGUCUGUGUGACUAUAUGAUGUUUGUCGGACAAAUAACGUUUCACAGUUCACAAGGCAGCUGGAUGGUAAAAUGAAAUUAAAGUGUAAAAAUUAUUUGCAUUGGCUUGAGUGGGUAGCACUGUUGCCUCAGAGCGAGAAGGUCCCGGUUUCAAUUCCCAGGUAAAGCUGUCCGGGGAGCUGUGUGGAGUUUGCAUGUUCUCCUCGUGUCUGUGGGUUUCCUCCCGCAGUCCAAAGACACAAAGUCGUUUAAUCAUUGUCGUCCCAGCUCACUACGUACAAUUCUAGCAAACGACGAUCGACUGUAAACGGCUUUAGAUUUACUUUUGUGUACCGACCCACGUUUUUGUUUCCGAUCG
Molecule: messenger RNA, 3025 nt
Organism: Trichomycterus rosablanca
Lineage: Eukaryota; Metazoa; Chordata; Actinopteri; Siluriformes; Trichomycteridae
Gene: patl1
Product: PAT1 homolog 1, processing body mRNA decay factor
Exons: 16
Coding region: 75-2303 (742 amino acids)
Biological process (GO): deadenylation-dependent decapping of nuclear-transcribed mRNA; P-body assembly
Cellular component (GO): P-body
Molecular function (GO): RNA binding
Source: RefSeq, a predicted model, not a curated record